Molecule: messenger RNA, 600 nt
Organism: Phragmites australis (common reed)
Lineage: Eukaryota; Viridiplantae; Streptophyta; Magnoliopsida; Poales; Poaceae
Product: thaumatin-like protein
Exons: 1
Coding region: 1-540 (179 amino acids)
Biological process (GO): defense response
Cellular component (GO): extracellular region
Source: RefSeq, a predicted model, not a curated record
AUGGCGCCUCCGCCAGCAACUACAUCGCGAGUCCUCUUUGUCCUCCUCCUGGUGGCCCUCACCGCCGGUGGGGUCAGUGCGGCCAACUUCUACAUCACCAACCUGUGCCGCUUCCCGGUGUGGCCGGGCGUCAUCCCGGCCGGGGUCUCCGUCGAGGUCAAACCCGGGCAGACGUGGCACAUCCCGGUUCCCGCCGGCACUGCCGGCGGCAGGAUCUGGGCGCGCACCGACUGCUACUUCGUCGGCAGCCACGGGGGGUGCGAGACCGGCGACUGCGGGGGCGCCCUGAGCUGCAUGCUCUCAGGGAAGCCCCCAACGACGUUGGCCGAGUUCACCAUCGGCUUCGACACCGGCGCCUUGGACUACUACGACAUCUCGGUGGUCGACGGGUUCAACGUGCCCAUGGACUUCUCCUGCAGCACCGGCGGAGACCUCAUCCGGUGCAGGGAACCCGGCUGCCCCGACGCCAGCCACCCCGGCGAGGCGAAGGUCCGCACGUGCAGGGGUGACAGCGACUACCAGGUCGUCUUCUGCUCAUGAGUUGUCGACUGAUUUGCAUACAAUGUCGGUCCAUGAAUGUCCGAGCUAUCUCUAGCUAGC